Molecule: messenger RNA, 255 nt
Organism: Podospora pseudopauciseta
Lineage: Eukaryota; Fungi; Ascomycota; Sordariomycetes; Sordariales; Podosporaceae
Exons: 2
Coding region: 40-255 (71 amino acids)
Source: RefSeq, a predicted model, not a curated record
CCGAACUUGGGGGCGAACUUUGUCCAAUAGGAUAAACUGAUGACAUUUAUCCGUUUCAGCAUCAAGACUUCCGGCGGCCAACACCAAGCAACAUGUGAACACAAAAAUCCUCACCACCAACAGGCGGAAGCUAGAUCAAAACAGGGGUUACACGUAAGAGGCGCAAAAGGCGCUCACAAGACUGGUUUUGAUGCAUCAGGCAUUGGCUCCUCACGGCCACGGACCGAUUACAAGACGGGACAAAAGGCUUGUUGA